Polistes canadensis is the source of this 7826-nucleotide messenger RNA. RefSeq lists its product as uncharacterized. Gene Ontology annotation, biological process: cell-cell junction organization; mRNA 3'-end processing. The transcript is spliced from 12 exons. Gene Ontology annotation, cellular component: plasma membrane; apical junction complex; RNA polymerase II, holoenzyme. Gene Ontology annotation, molecular function: RNA polymerase II complex binding. NCBI's taxonomy places the organism in Eukaryota, Metazoa, Arthropoda, Insecta, Hymenoptera, Vespidae. The record is from RefSeq and is a predicted model, not a curated record. Bases 404 to 7288 code for a protein of 2294 amino acids.
UCGCAGUGCGAAGAUACUUUACUCGCGGUUGUUCUAUCGUAUUCUAUAAGCUGAUCUGUGGGUUCUGUGAAUCAGCAUUACCAAAAUGGCCGUCAACGUCGGGUUCGAUGAUCGAACGUACAAACUUUGAUAAAACAUCGAAGAGAUUGGGAGCUAUCGAUAAACGUAGAUUCUUAUAAAAAAAAAAUGACAUUAAAUCAUCGGUACCAUAAGCCUGAAGGCUUCUUCCCCAAGGGUGAAAUAAACGGGAAAGAGAGAGAUAGUUGAGUAUGAAUGGUGUUUAAACGGGAUAAGACAAAAGACAGGCGAUUUACCGAGCCGAUUAAUGAUUGGCUGCGCUUGAGGGGGUCGAAUAUAUUGGUCCCUCUUUUUGAUCUCUCUCAAAGAAAGAGAGAGAGAGGAAAUGAGCGAUAGCGAUUUAGGAAUGGUAACGUCGCCACCGGCGUCUGUGCUGGCAUCAUGCACAGGGACAAUGGAGGACGAGCAGGAAAAGUCCUCCCUCGAUGGAUCCAUCGACAUGAAUCUGGUAAACGGACCGAAUCCAUGGCUUCCGGCCUAUGGUUUCCAACUACAACAUCAUUCCCGUUUUCAAUCCACGCACGAGGAUCUACGUGUUAAAGACGCAGUGCCAGUACAACAAGUAGAUUUUUUAGAAACCAUUUUCGAAGAAACCUCCGACGAUUUGCAGAGUGAUUCCGAUCAUAGUGGGACGACUUAUUGGUUGGGCUCCGAUUCGGAAACGGAAAGUGUUAUUCACAUCGAGAGAAAAAACGUUACGGGCGAAAGAAUAAAUGAUAAUGAUGUCGAAUACAACUCCAUAAUACCUAAGAAGAAAUGCCGAAGAAAUAAUAACACAGACGAGCGAGAUCCUUAUGCGACUUUUGAUGAUUUUCCAAGAUCUCCGAGAUCUUCAAGGUCCUCUGGAUCAUCUAGAUCCAGUUCAUUGUUACAGUUCGAGUCUCUAGAAAGGACUUGCGCCACUUUAUCACCGUCCAGUUAUAGUUUCGAUUCUCUUGAGUAUUCCAAUCAUUCGAAUGUGUCUCACUUGGGGAACACAUCGCCGGAUAGUCUUGAGCAAGAUAACGAUGCAAUAGUGCAAAAUGGGUUUUCCAAUUCUGUCGAACAUUUUCCAAGAAUCAGGCCCUACCGUAGCUUCGAAAGUUUAGAUAUUUGUCAAAAGGCUACGGACUUUGAAGAGGUGACAACAUUCAAUGAACGUAUAUCGUCUUAUCCUAAGAGGAAAUUGAAUUUUCCAAGAUCCGAAAAAAACGAACUGCGAUCUAGAAACUUUUGGUACGGAGAGGAAGAAGAGGAAGAGGAAGAGGAAGAGGAGUUCGAGAACGACGGCGACGACGAAGAAUUCGAGGGAGACGACCGGUUAUUAAAUUCAAGUCGCCAUGGAUACUUCGAGGACCGAUUGCACAUCUUCGGUGAUUCGAGUUGCAAUUACGCGACGUCAUUGGAUUAUAAAAACACUAUAGAUCUGCGAGAAAUCGGUAUUGAGUCAAAAAGGGAUGCGUUCUUAGAUCUGAAGUCUGGCCAAAAGGCAACGUCGUCUUCCACGCGUCUGCUACAGACAAGUUUAAAUAUAACCGGUAGCACGGCUCAUGGUCAUAGUAAGAUGAACAGCGAACACGAUGCUCGUCAUUCUCGUCAUCAUCUUCGUCAGCAACAGCAACGUUUCGGUCACGAGCAUCUUCACGAGCAGCGGCAGCACCAGCAAUAUCAACGUCAACGGUGGACCGAAGAAGAAUGUUUUAAUUUUAGAUUCACGGAUAAAUCUCAAAGCGCACCCAGUCUGCCUUCGAUCGUCGACGAAUACGCUCACGAUCAAGAGCUCGUUUCUUCGAGAUCAAAGUCGUUUGUAUCAACAUCUAAUUUAUUUGAGAAUUAUACUAAAGUUAACAGCGUACCGAUAGACCUGGACCUUUGUGGCGUAUCAACAUCAACGAGAGAAGAGGAUGAACGAUCGUGUAACGAUAUGAGUAUGAGAGAUCACAAAAUGGCGGAAGUUAAAAGCGUACGCGGUCUGGAGGAUAUGCUGAAUCACGAAGAUGGCGAAUUGCUUGGAUCUAACGAGAAGGAAAAUAAUAUUGAGACAACAAAACGACGGUCAAAAUGUUCGGUGAGAACUCAGCCUGCGCAAAAUGCAAGAAUUGACGUUGGAGGGAUGCACAACGAUCUAUCGACAACGAAUAUGCAGAAUGGCGAAGAUGAGAACAUUGAUGCUGACAGCGAUGAAUACGAGGAUAAACAACAGAUCGCAACUACCGUGAAGACUCAAGAUCGUAGCAACGUAUUGGAUAUAGCGAUGGCUAUGGAGAACAAUAUAGACGCAGUCGUCGACGAGGCCAUGAAACGGUUACAACAAGAAAAUGGUGAUAGCAACGAUAUUGUAGAUGCUAUUCGUAAGCAGUAUGCCAAUAAGCAACUAUCGCAGAAGGUAAAGAAAAACGCAAGUUACGAAUUGGCUCAACAAUUUGAAGUUGACGAGAGAAGUUUCCGAAGGCGUGCGACACCAUCCUCCAGUGAUGAAAAUACGAGGUCACCUAGAAAUACUGGUAGGAAGAAACGAGUCAUCAAUAAUGCCAGUUACGAAUUGGCACAGCAAUAUGAUUACAUCAAGUCUCUUCAAGCUAGCAGAGGCGCUUUUCAACGAAUGGAUGCCUGCGAUGAACUGGAGGAAUCCCGUUCAGGACGAUCCUCGCGUCUCAAGAAACCUGACUCUAUAUCAACGCGUACUGGCAGCAGUUCAGCGUUGAAUCUAAGCGGUGAUUCUCGUGCCAACGAUUUCGCACCCUCGCUCGGCUCCUAUUCAAAGUCUACGGAGAAUGUUUCGAAGCAUAUCGAUGAAUCGCUUUUUGGUCAGAUAAAAAAAAACUCGGCUUUCUUUUCGGUACAUGGAGAAAAUAUUAAUAAACGUAUUUUCGUAGACGAUGAGGUAGAUUAUCCCUGCCUUGAGAGUAAACCCAUAGGAAAGCUUAACCUGAUGGACACCAUGUUAGAAGAGGAAGGAGAUCCCAAUAAUAGUGAACAAAUAAAUAACGACGGGACCUUUCGUGACAUUUUGGAGGAAACGAUGCUACUUGAAAACAUCGCUUCCUUGUGCGACGAUGAGACACGAGAAGAAAGUCCUGGCGAAGUGAAAUUGAAAAAAAAGAGAUCUUUCAUAGGCGAAUUUUAUCCAGAAAAGAACAAUUUGUCUAUUCGUACAAGAGAGAACGAAGAGGAUUCACCUUCGGAAAAAAGAGAGAAGAGAGAGGAGAAAUUGACAGAUGGUGGUGGAGUAGACGACGACGAAGAAGAAGAAGAAGAAGAAGACAGCAAGAAAAAGGAGCGGCAAGUUACGAGUGAGAUUUCCGGUAAGAGCGUUACGAAGAAGAUGGUAGACGCUGGGGAGAAUGUAGAAGCGAUGAUAGAGGGGCAUAAUAAGAAGGAGGCGGAAGUGGUGGUAGAGCAAGCGUGGGGACAAACUGUUCAUGGUGAUCGUACUUCCCCACCAAGCAGCAAUAAAGCCUACAGCCUGAAAGUUAGUCAAAGUAGUGGGAGUCAGUCAGCGACGGCAGCUGCUUUGCCAGUUGAUACGAAUCAUUGCAGUGAUCGUGACGGACAACAGGAGGAAAUGAUGAAGUCAGCAAUGACAACGGCGACGGUGACAACGAAGACAACGGAAAGUAUGACUUUACCGGCAAAAAUUGACAAUUUUUCAUCGACGAGCAAGACCACGGAUUCUUACACGAAGAAUGUAUCGAAACCUAGGAUAAAUACAACGGUUGAAAGAUCAGCAAGCCUCAAUUCUAAACAACCAACGGUUCUGAAGAGCGAAGAAAGAAAGAAGGGUGGUAUCGGUUGUUUCUUACAGAGAUUCUCCAAAUUGAGGUUUAGUGGUAGAUCGAAGGUACCUCGCUCGGAAAUACAAAGCAAAGGCGAUUCGCGUAUUGCACAACAUUCGAAUCGGAAUGAAUUUUAUCAGGAAAGGACGAAGAAGGAACCGGAUUAUAUCAUUAUACCCUUGCAUCCGCCGGACGAAGAGAGAUCAAAGGAUGAGGUCGUUGCACUUGAAAGUAGACCUGACGAUACUAGGAGAAUCAACGUCGAUCUUCAAAGGAGUGCCUCUAGUGUUAGUUCCGGUAGGAGGGCGCCAGUAUGCAGCAGCAAACCACCCCUACCACCACAACCACCCCGUCUAGUAUCAUCGGGCUGUAGAAUCUCGGGUGCGGUGGCAUCAUCGUCGUCGACGACUUCGGCACCGUCGUCGUCGUCGUCAUCGUCGUCAUCGGCGUCGUCGUCGGCGGGGGUGUCGCGCCGACGCGCCACGACAGACCUUGGAAAUCCGGCGGCUAUCGAAAUGGCGAAGGCCCGCGCGAUGCAGGCCGCUCAGCAGGAGCAGCGUCCGGUCGGGCUUCUCGAGACCGACCUCGAUGACGAGGUCGUAUUAACAAAAUCGUCUAACACGACGACGAACAACAUCGUUGAUUCAUCCGGCUGUAACAACGUUGGUAACGGAAACAAAAAAACUAGGAGUCUGUUAGAUCUGAACCACACCUCAAGCGUCGUACCCCAAGGUACGAGCUUAGAGAACGCCCUACGUGUACCUCAGUUGCCCGUCGGCUCUUGCCACAGGAACCAACGAAACGACGUAACCGCGUCUGGCAUCGAUCAACGCCCGCACAAAUCCAUGGAGUUUCUCCUUGACAAGGAGAACCUUCAUUUUGUUAAGCCACCAGAGAACGAACUGCAGAAGGUCGGUGAACGUGUGCCAAGUGAGCACGAAUUAAGGGUACAAAGGUCUCUACAACGACUGAACGUUCCGGACUGGUACAAAAAUUCUCCCACGGCUCGUGAUGGUUUCCGAUUAAAAAGGCACUCCGAUGCAUCUCAGCAUGGAGGUUGGCGUGCGCUCGGCUCGAAAACCACCUCGUUGUCAUCUCUUUCAUCCUCCUCGAAUAGGCAACCAACUACAGGCGCUCUAUUAAGCCCUAGUCCUACACCUCCCGUAUUCUCAAGAUGGAGUACCAGUUUGCUAAACAGUGCUGGAAGUUCACCGGCGAGUUCAGCAAAAUUAUCGUUCUAUCAUCGGCAACCUUAUUUGGGUUGGCGUUCGCAAGAACGGCUAAGCAACCCACGUACACCGGCGGAACGUCUCGCUCAGGGUAUACUUUCUCAGCUGCAAUCACCAAAUAAGCAACAACAACAGCAACAGCACCAUCAACAUCAGCACCAACAACAUCAGCAUCACCACCAACAACAGCAGCAGCAUCAACAUCAGGAGCAGCAAUUGCAACAACCGCAACAACAUCACCAACAGACGACGAAUCAGCAAUUGGCAGUGAGAAACUCUAUAAAGGAGGUGACUUCAGCCAUUGUGCAUUAUGUACAAAGCGGCCAGGAAGUUGACGGAAACGAAAGACUCUCUCCCUUGCCUCGACCAGAAGACUGGGAAGAUAGGGGUGAAGUAAGAUCUACCAGUCCCAGAGGAAGCGCGAGGCUCUGCUGGAUGGAAAGUUCGUUCGUUGGUACGAGACCUGUGGAUUCGCCGGAAACUCCGAUGAGCCUGGCUACGGAUACCGAAUGUUGCGUCGGGUGCAAUGCUACCGGUACAGAAUCGUGCAGUUGCAUGGACUCCGCGACUUCUGGUCUUUAUCUAGACGUGACACCACCACUCGAUGAUGCACAACCACCACUAAUGCACGGAAGUAUCCGCGGCAGUCUCUGUCCGUCACCUUCGUCCUCAUCCGCCAAUUAUAAUCAUCCUCAGAUAUAUCAACAACGGCAACAACAUCAGCACCAACAACAACAGCAACAACGACAUCACCGUGAUUCGGGACAGGGUGACAUGGUCGAGAUGACGAUGACAUCGGCUGUACCGCGAAACAAACCAAGCCCCGGGUCAACGACUCUAGAGGAUGUCCUUGAUUCCCUUCUGGGUCUGCCACCUGCGUCGCGUACACCUAGUCCUGGACCAGGUCCUGUAGUUAGCUCUACGACUUCGGCGUCCAUGCGUCAUCGAUCAAACAUUGGUCAAACUAAUGCUAAAGCCGGGAAAAGCUGCAGCGACCUACGUCAAGACCUCCAAGAGUCCGUUAGAAGCACGCUCGAGCUACAGGAAUCGUACGAGGAUCAACAUGGCUCGUGUGACGCAGUAAAGCUGACAAGACGAAAGAGCGAUGGGAGCGACCUGAUAUCUUCAAAAACUGCAUCAGCUUCCUUACAGUCAAAAUCUGCUGGUCAGCAGCGUCGACGACGGGUCUCCUUCGAUAAUGCUCAACAAGAGAGAAAUGGUCUGACAACGAAUGCCACUGACAAGAUAGUGCACUGUCGAAAUAAUAAAUGCACUAAUUCUGCCACUUUACUCGAAGCAAGAAAAUCCUACAAGAGCUGCCACAACUGCACCUGCUUGUACUGCUCAAGAGAAUGUAGAAGGGCUCAUUGGCAGCGACAUAGAAGAAUCUGUUUGCAUUCUCGUGCUGGUAGUCUCUGCAAAGAAGUAUUAUCAUCAGCAAAGGAGGAUCCAAGAACUUUAAGGCACAUUUCCGCCUUGGCUAAACGCGGUUAUGCUUCCCAUGGACGUGGCGCAGUAAAAUGUUUCUUUUCAAGUCCAGGCGCGGCAGAGAGAUUCGUUGGAAAUGGUUUUCCAGAGCUUGGCGAGCCUACUUACAUCAGAUGGUCAGAUCUAUUACCUGGUGAAAUGGGUGCAGAGCUCUAUGCCGAAGUAAUGAGGCUUUGUAAAUCCUACAACCCGGACACCAGAUUGGUUCUUUAUGUUGCCAUUUGCGUUGUUAGCGAGGUACCAACAAGCGGUGCUGUUAAAUGGGAACGGCAAUUAGUAUCACGGUGCGCCAAACUUCGUUUGGAUUCAGCUUUUAGACAGCCAAAUUUCUCUACAUCACCACAAGGUAAGCAACAAACAACAUCACCAUGCAACAUCACCAGGGAAAUGGACUCGCCGGAAACGCUUGUUCUCACAUCAUUGCCAACUAGCACCAGCGUUAGUCAGAAUGCAUCUAGAAGAGCAAGAGAAAUUGGCUUCACAAAUAUUCAAAGACAAUUAAAACUUCGUGGCGUUUCCCUUAAGAGGCACUUCCCUCAAGUAUAUAGGAAACUUUGCUCAUAUGUCGAUGGUUCUGUUGAUAAAUUCGCACCUGUAACAAUUUAUCCAAGAGAUCAAACUUCGGGUAAAAGCUUUAUGUGUAUUAUUAUGCUUGAUGCAGAGCCAGAACGACUUCGGCUACUUCCAACUGACUCUUCCAGAGUGAAAACUGUUGACAUUAGCGUAGAACAGGAAUAAAAUCUAAUACAUGGAAAAAGUUAGAUUGCAACCUUUCGAAUCUCUUUAAUUUUUCAAGAUUUAUCGUCCAUGGGAUAGAAUAAUGCUGUAUACUCAUAAUGAUGAGCGAUUUUUCAGAACAAAUGAUACAUUUUGUUGGAGAUAAAGAAUACAUUGGCUAUCAGUAUAUAGCUAAUCGAAUAUACUUAUCCGUGUUAUUCGAUGAUUGCUGAUAUAUACUAGAUUGCUAAAUUUCAUAUUACAAGUAUGCAGUAUAUAGAAACUGUGAUUUUACACGUUUGAAAGUUCUUACCAUUUUGUCAAUCACUAUGAAUGCAUGUCGUCAAGAGCAUUAAGCAUUAAAGGAUAAUUUUGUCUCAUGAAAGUAGAUGUGAGAAAGUAAUUAAAUAUACUUGAGUGAAAUAUAUAAUUAAAAGUAAUAGUUAUAAAAAAUGUUUUAUUUAAUAAAUAAUAUACACAAUAGAGAAUACAUUUCUUUACAAAUAAUUAUCUGUGAUAGCUGACUGAUUCCUGAUUCCCUUCUUUAUUUCUGUAUGUU